ACUCCCCUUGCCACCAUCUUUCCACCUAAACAAUCCAUAAAUCUCCCCUCUACAUUUGAAAUAAUAUUGUCAAUAUGCCUAUUGGCACAAAGGUCUUUCUCCCUUUGCGCGGACGCAUCGGCAUCCGUUCCUUCUCAUCCUCCCGCGCCCGCUGGGAAUCCGCCGUGCCGCUCCCGUCAAGCAAGCCCGUUGGAGCUUUCCGAGGAGGUGUUUUUGGGUUCCUGGCUGGAUCUGUUGCCGCCGGCGCGUCGGUGUACUAUUACAUCCUAGCUGAGUACCGAUUCGCCAAUGAGAUGUUGUCUGAUGACAUUUCGGCACUUCAAAAAGCUACCAUCAAGCUCCAGUCAUACAUUACUGAACUAGAGUCCAGAGUUGAUCAGCUGCACAAGAAGAAAUAAGUACUUGAUUAGUAUGUUUUCAUAUGUGUAUUUAUUAUGGCUUCGAGGUGUUGGGUGUGUUUUGUUUUCUGUGCAUGAAGCCUGUCAACCCUGGACAUGAAGCCCAUUAUCACUUUCUUUUGAUGGCCAGGGCAUAGCUCUUCCUUUCUUUUGUUUUGCAUGAAAUUGAUUCCAGC
Molecule: messenger RNA, 574 nt
Organism: Penicillium crustosum
Lineage: Eukaryota; Fungi; Ascomycota; Eurotiomycetes; Eurotiales; Aspergillaceae
Exons: 3
Coding region: 75-398 (107 amino acids)
Source: RefSeq, a predicted model, not a curated record